CUCUGCCAUGGCAGCAAAGCAGUGCAAAAUCCUCAUGGAGCUGAAACAGGAGCAGGCAGAAAUCCAGCACCUGCAAAACAUCUACAGGGCAGCCCAUCAAGAAAGAAAGCUUUUGUUAAAGCAGCAAAGAGAAAUCUUAAUGAUGCAGCAUUCAACAGCACAACUCCAGGAAAAGCUGCACAGUUUGUCUGGGAAGCAGGAGGUUGUGAAGUCACAGUCGCUGGAUGUCCUGGCUGUGAGGAACCAAGCAACUGAAGAAGCAAUAAAGCUGAAGAAAAUGAAGCUUACUUCUGGCCCAAGGUCCUGUUCCUCUUCAGCAGAGUCUGCAGCCCCCCCAGAAAGACCUGAGCUGUCAGGGAGUAAAGAGAGUUGUCUCCAGCUAAAGCACAAACAGAAGAAACAUGAGGGCUUUUCUACUGAGAACAAGGAAACACUGGGACAGCACCAGAAACAGGCAGAGGAGUCCCCAGGUUUGGAGCAGUCCCUUGGUGUGAAAAUGUCCAGAAUGGUGGCCAAGAGAGUGUGUGGUGCUGCUGGUGAAACCACAGGCUCAGUUUUUAUGGCUAAAGACUGCAGAAACACAGAACUUACUGCUCAGGGUGAUGUUUUAUUACCUCUGGAACAUAUAAAUUCAGCUAAAAUGGAUGAACCUGUAUCUACACCAAUUACCAGAGAAGGCAGACAGUGUGCAUUUCAGGAAUCUGUGCUGCAGGAAGAGGCACUUCUUUCAAACCCAGAGGUGGAUCCUAAAGGCAAUGCAGAUUUUAGUCCAUGUGGCAGCAAGUUCACAAUGAAAAGCCUGGGGAUGCUUUCUACCUGGUGUAACUUAUGCAUGGUUCAGGCAGAGAAUGCUCUUGAGGGAACGGUUAAAGAAGUGGAGGUGCCUGUUCCUUAUCAGCUGGAUGACAGUCAGUGUUUGAAGCAUUUGGACCAGUGUUUCUCAUGAAGCUCCUGAUGAAGAACUAAAUUUAAAAGCAUUUUCUGAAGGAUUUUCUUCCACUGAAUCGUCAUCCAAGUCAAAUGACUUCUUUUUGAAAUGUGAAAGUGCCAAAUCAGGCUCUUCACCCCCAGAAUUUCAGGUGGUGUCUGCAGUUCGGGUUGACAUCUCAGCAAGCUCCAUUUCAGGUUCAGAAUUGGAGCUGAACCAUGGAGAGGACACAGAUGGCAGUGUCCCAGGAGAGUUUGUCCAUGACAGUGGUGAAGUGUCUCCUGAUCUUUCAAAAGAGGUGCCAACAGCAAUAAGUAAUGGAAAGGAAACAUCACCUACUGAUGAUCAUGAACUGCCUGAAGAUGACAGCGCUGAGGUUUUGUCACGCUCCCAGCUCCCAUCCCCUGGAGAUGGGUUGGGUCAUGGCUGCACUGAUCAUCUGCUUUCUCUCACUCCAGCAAACAAAGCAAGUGCCUCCAAAACCAAGCCAGCACGUUCCUCCCAAUCUGCUAACCCUGAGGAGGGAACGGGUGAGCCACACCUGGAUGCCUCAGGAAGCUCCAGUAGAAACCAAUCCUGUUCUCAGGAGAUCCCAGAACAGGGUACUGAUGCCUCUGUCAGCUCCUCAUGCAGUGAUGAUAUUUACUCACCUAAGAUCUACGAACAGCAGAAACCUAAUUCUGUAGCUAACAGAGUGUUAGGGGAAAUUAGAGGUUCAUUUGUGGAUCAGAACAGAGACCUGAAGGGUUUUCCACCAAUGGUUUCUUUGAAACAUCGAGAUUUAGUUACUGACCAAGUGGGGAACAUUGUUUCUUUUCUGCCUGACAGAGAUAUUGCAAAUAACAAACUGUUAGCAUGUCCAUCUCCCCAGAGGGGCUCUGUUCUUCUGCCUCCUCAAAAAAGCAUUUAUUUCAGGCUGAGCACUGCUCUUCUAAAGGGGAGGAUGAUGCAACCUCUAUCAGUGAUAAGGGUCUCCCUCCAACUGCUGAGGAUGCCUUGUCGGAAAUCCUGUCUCCUGGGGAUGAAGUAUUGUCCUGUGGAAGUGCUGACUUGCCAUCCUCUGACAAAAAGGAUUUGUCAUUGCCAAGUGAAGAUCUUCUUCCUCCCUCUUUAGGUGCAGGUGCAAUGAAAAAUGAUGAUCCUACCUUCAGCCCAGAUGAUUUCCCAUCCCCACCAGAACAAAUGACAGGCUCAGAGACCAGUCAGGGGAUGGGUGAAGAUACAUCACUGGAAAUGGAUGCAUGGCCCCCAUUACCUGAUAACAUCGUGCCUCAAGAAUUUCCCCGCUCAGUCAAGAGACAAUUGAUGCUUUUUCAACUCAGGGUGGUUGUCACUCAGAACAAUCUUCACUUCAAGCCACUUCCAGCCCAAAGGAGGACUUACCAGAACACCAGCAAGGAGACUGUGAGACAUCUUUGCAGCAUUUGGAGCUCCUGCCUGUAUCAAACCCUAUUUUUUCUGGUCAGGCCAGUAAAAGUCCUGACUUAUUAAUGAACCAGUGUACAACAGAUUUCAUGCUGCCCAGCACUGAGGGGGACAGUGAUGACCCAUUGCUGUCAUUUGAAAUUGGGGACAGGGUGUUGGUAAAGCAGAGCCAGUCUGGAACUCUGCUGUUCAAAGGACAGACUCAUUUUGCCAGUGGCCACUGGGCUGGUGUUGCACUGGACAAAGCUGAAGGUGACAAUGCUGGGACUUACCAAGGGGUGAAGUAUUUCCAGUGUGCUCAGCACUGUGGUGUCUUUGUCAGGCCUGAGGAGAUCUCACACCUCUUGGGGGAUAACAAAAAGACUUCCAGUUCCUCUGGGGGUGAAGAUUCUGACUCUGAUGAUGGUGAAUCCUUCAAAGGGGACUGCAGAUACUCUGGAGAUGACGAGCAGAGAGCGGGGUUUACAGAGCAGAAAACAGAAGACACAAAAAGUGCAGGAGGCUCAGAAGUAAAAGAAAGCCAGUCCAGGUUACACACUGCCUUUCUGUCUAGAAAAGGGCAGAAGUUUCCACCUUGCAGCCAGUAUAAGUGUACUGAAUUUCUCUGUGAAAAGAACUUGAUGUGCUUGGGAUCAGAUAAGGAAAAAACAGAGCUGGCACAAAUAAAACAAAGGAUACUUGCAGCUGUGCUUCCAGUGAAAAGCAGGACCAAUACCACAGAUGAGGUAAACACAAGUAAAAAUAUUUGUUGCUUGGUAGAGGAUCAGAAAAGAAUUAAACUUGCUGAUGAUGUUGCAAGUGAACUCGGUAAAAAACUUCUGUUGGACAUUUUAAUUGCGUUUUCUGAAACAGCUCAACACAAAUAUAAAAGUGCCUUUGAAAAGGACAUGAUGAAUUACAGCAAAGGCCUCAGGCAAGGAGACAGCCAGAAACUGUUUCUCCUCAAAGGAAAUUCAGCUGCUGUCUUAUCUGAACCAUCAGCAAAGGUUUCUGAUGUUCUCCUCGGGGAUUUUGAUGCGCUUUGCAUUCAUGGUUGUCACACAGUAGCAGAAAGAAUUGUAACUAAAUUUAUAGACGAUGCAGUGAAAGAAUAUAGGAAGAUUAAAAGAAAACACGGAUCAAAAGCAGACAAGAUACUUCAUUUAUCUUCAGAGACUUCUCCAACCACUCUGCCAUUCCUUGAUAAAAUCCUUGAUGCUGGUGUUUUUGGAAGCUCUGAAGACUUUGUUCAGCCUAAUUCUGACCAACAUAUGCUGAUGAGACAAAAACAAAGGCAAUACUUGUACAAAUUAGAUCAGUGGCACUCAGCUCCUUGGAAGAAAACUGUGGAAGUUCCUCUUGUGAUACCACAUUACAGUUCUUAUGUUAGAAACUUGUCUGCGUGUGCUGUAGAAGAAUUGUGGACCCCAGAAGACAUAAAUUCAAAUUUCAGGAGCAUCAGUGUGCCAAAGUACUCUGAAUGUAAUGAUCUCCCAGGGAAUGAUUUGGAAGCAGAAAGCAAGAGGAUGUAUAAUCAGGUUAUAUUUGACUUGACCCGGGAGCUGUUACGUGCAGAAUAUCGAGUGACUGCAGAUCCAAAUAGUUUUCCAUGGAUGAAAAUAAACGUGGGAUCUCGUUGUUCCAGGCAUCCCUGUGGAAGAACAGAUGUCAGUGAUGUCAAGACAUUUGUUCAGGGUGAAAUUAUUAAAAUAAUGAACCUGGAAAAGAAUGACUUAGAAAUGAAAAGGAAAUUCCUAAAUAUGACCAAGUAUGGAAACUGUAAGAGAGACAGACUGGAUCUUAUUCUGAUUCAGGAGCUCCAUAAAGAAGAGUCUCAGUGGACUUAUUAUGGUGAUGAUGAGUUAACAGUGAAGAUGAGGAUGACUGAAGGCAUAUUUGAUUGCUUGAUCCUUGAUACAAUCAGAGUUCUUAAUAAGAUUUACCUGAGAAAAGCCUGUGAUUAGAAGUUUUUCCUCAUGGGCCCAAAUGGAGGAAUUUUAAUCUCUGAUUUUUUUUCUUUAUUUUUCAGUCAAGAAAUGAGUGAUUUAAGAACUUUAACUCUGAACUUGUGCCCAAUACCAGUGUGGCCUUGGCCUAAUUUGUACAUUCAUAUUUAUGCUGAAAGGAUCAAGGAGAGACUUAUGCAGAUAGAAAAAUAUCACACAAAAUACUCUCCUUGUGUUCUGUGCUUUGGGGAGGCUCAUUAAGAUCGAUGGUCUUCUUAGACUGAUGUCCAACAGAAUCCAAAGGGGAAAUUUUUUCUCUUUUUUAAUUCAAGACUGCACUUUAUCUGCUUUGAAGAGCACAAUGUGUUUUAAAAUUGUAUAUAAGUCUCUCCAAACAGGUUUCAGAACUAAUUUGUGUGCAAACGAUCUUAUUCUUGUUAUCAUGCUCAGGUUUGUGAAUGCUUUGAAAACUGUGUUCAGAAAAUCACUGGUGACUGUCUGAAGAAUGUAAAUGUGCAGAUGGAGUUGCAUCUCCCAGAUCCUGAAUUGCUGUGGGCCUCUGUAGUUUGGAAUAAACUCCUCUAACUGGAACAAGUCUAAAACUUUUCCUGAUGGGUACAGCAGAUUUUAAAGUGACUGUGCCAUCAUUAUUGUUUUUAAUACAUUGUGGAACCAGUUAAAAAUAGCCUGGAGAUGGUUCCAGAGAUGUGACAUAGGGAAUGGCAGGACCUAGAGCCAGAUGUUCAGUUUAAAUGUCUGUAAUUUUAUGUAAAUGAGACAAAUACUGAUGCAAUGCACUUUAACUGGGAGACUUUCCUACCAGUAACUUCAGUGUCUGUCAAUUAAAUUAUGUGCAUGUGAUUUGGGUUAUUUAUCAUCCAGUUCACAUCAGCCUGUUGAAUUCUUACAACAUCUAAACAUGGGGUGCUGGGGAUGUGCUUUAAGUGGCAAAACAGAGGAAAUCAAUAAUCCUUUUCUAAUGGCAAAACAUUGGAAAAAGUGGAAACCCCAAGAUUUUAGCAAGGAAAUAUAAGCAUUCCCUGAGCGUGGUAAUCAGUUCACUAUGGAAAUUGCUGUCCCACCUCUUUUGCCUUGGUUGUUUUCCUACUGAAUUGUUUCAUGUUGAAUUCU
Myiozetetes cayanensis is the source of this 5409-nucleotide messenger RNA. Its product is annotated as centrosome-associated protein 350-like. Bases 8 to 946 code for a protein of 312 amino acids. Gene Ontology annotation, molecular function: microtubule binding. Gene Ontology annotation, biological process: microtubule anchoring. Gene Ontology annotation, cellular component: centrosome. The transcript is spliced from 11 exons. NCBI's taxonomy places the organism in Eukaryota, Metazoa, Chordata, Aves, Passeriformes, Tyrannidae. The record is from RefSeq and is a predicted model, not a curated record.